AAGUGGAACGUAAGUGCAUCUCUCUGGCCUUCAUUUUUGGCUGCAGUUGCUUGUGAAGAUAAGCGGCAGCCAAUAAGAGGCGUUUCCUACAAGGAAAAAUGGAUAAAGGAGAAGACAACUAAAUAAAAUCAAAAGGUGGCAGCCUUUUUUUUAUGAUUGGCAACUUUUUCCACAUUUCAGUAAUCUGAAUUCUAAAUUCGGUAGACUGCGUAAAAGACAAGGGCCUUUUCUGCUUUUACCAUAAAAGUAUUCAGAUUUAAAAAGACUUGAUUUUGGGGGCUUUGAGGAGUAGGUGAAGACAAAGUUCUCUCUAUUCGGCUUAUAUUUUAUGCAGUUGCAUAUUCGGUGGGGGAGUUGAGUAGAGGAGAGAAAAAGACGAGUUGAGAAAUAUGGGUUCUCAUGGAAUGCUUGCUAGAAGAGCUCUGCUCACUGAGAAUCCUGUUAUGGUUGAGAUUCAAGAAUUGAUCCGAGGUGUAAAAGAUAGCAUUUCUCUUGCUCAGGGAGUAGUAUACUGGCAACCACCAAAGCAGGCAUUGCAAAAGGUACAAGAAAUUGUCGGGGAGCCUUCUGUUAGUCGUUAUGGUGCUGAUGAAGGUCUUCCUGAACUAAGGAAGGCAAUAGUAGAAAAGAUGCGCCAAGAAAAUAAGCUGCACAAAUCCUCUGUAAUGGUGACUGCUGGUGCAAAUCAGGCAUUUGUCAAUGUUGUUCUGACAUUAUGUGAUGCUGAGGAUUCUGUAAUUAUGUUUGCACCGUACUACUUCAAUGCAUACAUGUCAUUCCAGAUGACAGGUGUUACUAACAUUCUUGUUGGUCCCAGUGAUCCAAAGACUCUUCAUCCAGAUGCAGAUUGGUUAGAAAAGACUUUACUGGAGACUAAACCAACACCUAAGCUUGUUACUGUUGUAAAUCCCGGCAACCCCUCUGGAACCUAUAUCCCGGAGCCUCUUCUUAAGAGGAUAUCGGACAUUUGCAAAAGUGCAGGGUGUUGGCUUGUUGUGGAUAAUACAUACGAGUACUUUAUGUAUGAUGGUCAUAAACAUGUCUGUGUAGAGGAUACUCAUGUAGUCAACAUCUUUUCCUUCUCCAAGGCUUAUGGUAUGAUGGGUUGGCGAGUUGGCUAUAUUGCUUUCCCUUCAGAAGAUGAGGACUUGAAAGAUCAACUUCUCAAAGUCCAAGACAACAUACCCAUCUGCGCACCCAUAAUCUCGCAAAAGCUGGCUCUUUUCUCAUUGCAAAUGGGACCGGAGUGGGUCACUGAUCAAGUGAAAGACCUUGUCAAGAACAGAGCACUUGUUCUUCAAGCAUUAUCACCCUUAGGAGAGGGUGCUGUUAGAGGUGGAGAAGGUGCAAUAUAUUUGUGGGCAAAGCUUCCAGAGGAAUAUCCGGACGACUUUGAAGUCGUUCGCUGGCUAGCAAGGAAACAUAGAAUAGUUAUAAUUCCGGGGAGUUCCAGCGGCUGUCCUGGUUAUGUAAGGAUCUCAUAUGGCGGAUUGGCUGCAGAUGGUUGUCGAGUUGCUUCAGAAAGACUAAGAGAAGGGUUAGAAGAACUGGUGAAAAAGGGAAUGGUGGAAUAGUUUCUCUUGAAUAUUAUUAUAAAGCCCAGAAUGACUUGAUUCUAAUGGAUUCUGGCUCUGGCACAUUUCAAUGUUAGAAAAAGGACGGAUUUUUGUGCAUUCUAAUAACAAACAUUCACUCUAUUAAAGCUUGCACUGGUGGUGGUUGUUCUGUCGGCCUAAA
Messenger RNA from Coffea eugenioides, 1737 nucleotides. RefSeq names its product aromatic aminotransferase ISS1. Gene Ontology annotation, biological process: biosynthetic process. NCBI's taxonomy places the organism in Eukaryota, Viridiplantae, Streptophyta, Magnoliopsida, Gentianales, Rubiaceae. The transcript is spliced from 9 exons. The record is from RefSeq and is a predicted model, not a curated record. The coding region runs from base 390 to 1574 and encodes 394 amino acids. Gene Ontology annotation, molecular function: catalytic activity; pyridoxal phosphate binding.